This is a messenger RNA of Pyricularia grisea, 2254 nucleotides long. RefSeq lists its product as uncharacterized. The coding region runs from base 697 to 1737 and encodes 346 amino acids. The record is from RefSeq and is a predicted model, not a curated record. The transcript is spliced from 2 exons. NCBI's taxonomy places the organism in Eukaryota, Fungi, Ascomycota, Sordariomycetes, Magnaporthales, Pyriculariaceae. Gene Ontology annotation, cellular component: endomembrane system. Gene Ontology annotation, molecular function: GTPase activity; GTP binding. Gene Ontology annotation, biological process: intracellular protein transport.
AUUUUGUGAAAUCUCCCCUUCCCGCUGUUAAGAUUUGUUACGGCCCAAAGGUGGCAUCAUCAGGCACAAAGCCUUGCCCCUUUUGAAUACCCUAGGCAAGGAAGACAGUGAGAAAAAAACCUGGGGACAACGUUUUUGUCAGACACGAGAAAUCCUUGGUCCCCGCAUGACUGACAAUUUGCGCCUGCUGCGCACCACAACAAUAAUAAAACUCCGCUGAUCCCGUCAUUCGUUCCUUGUUGUUGUCACAGUCUUUCGUUCUACCUAUUCGGUGGGCUUCCCUGCUUCUUUCUUUCCUUUACUUUGUUUUCUUGGUGUGAUUUGCCGUGCUUUCAAUUUUUUUUUAUUUUUCCAGCUUGUCUUGUUUCAUAGCCAGAGCUGAGUCUCUUGGUUUUGGUUGCCAGCAACCGGCAUCCAGACCCUCCCUACCCCCUCACGGCCCCAGAGUGAUUGCUUUUGAGAGUGGGAAAUCGAAGACGGAAGAGAUGCGACACAGCUGCAGAACGAUGCGACGACUUUGAAGAUCGACAAGCUGCUUCUCUCGGCAACACCCUCCACGACCUUUUGGCCCGACCAGAUAACACCGCGCAAACAAGACGCUUGCAGCCCCGAAAUACACGAUAGCAGUCUACUCCACGUCAAGCCAAGGCCUCUUCCUACAUCGACGCGCUACCCACCUAAAACACUUCCCGCAAUAUGCCCUCACUCGAGGCAAAGAUUGUGGUGGUCGGCAGCCAAGGUGUGGGCAAGACGUCGCUGCUGAUGCGCUACGUCAAAGGCUCGUUCAAUCCAUCACAGGUCACCUCCACGGUCGGCGCCAGCUUCCUGGCCAAGAGAGUUGUGGCCGACGAUGACACGGUUGUGAGGUUGCAGAUUUGGGACACAGCCGGCCAGGAACGCUUCCGAUCCAUAUCGAAACUGUACUACCGAGGCGCCAACGCCUGCAUACUGUGCUACAGCAUAACAGACGCCAACUCUUUUGCCGAGAUGGGCAUGUGGCUGCGCGAGCUGCGGCGCAACCUGCCCGCAGAUAUCGUGCUGCACGUUGUGGGCACCAAGGCCGACAUAGUCGCCCGUGAUCCCUCCAGGCGGGAGGUACCCUUCGAGCGCUGCAUAGCAUACGUCGCCGAGCAUCUGGCUCCAGGUCAGACCAGCACACCUCCGCCAACUGCAACGCCGCUUCUUCCGACUCCCAUGUCAAACGGCACCAGCACGCCCGCAGGGAUGGCAGUACACUCGACGUCUCCCCCUUUCAUUCACGGCGGCGAGCCCCGCAGCCCAAGCUCGAAGCGCAGCAGCGGCUUCUGGGGUAUGGAGGUUGGUUGGGACGCAUGCCACGAGAUCUCAGCCGAGAGCGGCGAGGGCGUCGAGGAAGUCUUUCGCGUGGUGACGCGCAAGCUGGUCGAGCAGAACCGCAAGAUGCAGCAGGCCCUGCUGGCAGCGACCGCGACCCCCGGAAUGACCCCGGCGGGUGACGGGCUGAUGAGCGCCGGCUACUAUGACGGAAGCGCUGAUCAUUACGGCGCCGGCGGUCCGAUGUCAGGCGGCGGUCCCGGAGGAUCCGCUGUCGCCGGUUACUUUGACGGGAUGAACCCGAGAGGCAGUUUCCGCGUCGGCCGUGACAGGCGGUCGUGGCUUUUCUCUCCCGCCAUACAAAUCGAACAGGGAGGGGCAACACAGGGCGGCGAACAAGGUGCAGAAGAACUCGAUGGCACGAGGCGGAGCAGGUGCUGCUGAUAUUUGCCCCCUCCCGUACGCCCCCACGAAUUUUGUCACUACAUGUUCUCAUACUUUUGUUCUCAUUCUUAUUUUUGUUUCUUUCUUAUUUUUUUUUAUCAUGCCAGGGGCGUCUUUACUGCACUUUCAUCUGCAUUUCACUCUCAUUGGGCCGGCGGUUUCUGUGCUUUUAGUUUGAGUUGAUGUACUUUUCAUUACUCUUUGGUUUUGUUGAUUUUAUUUCUCUAUACCCCAAAGCAUUGAUUGCAUGUAUGGGCUUGGUCAGGGUACACCCUCGUCUCUCCCACCUCUGUUGUUUAUCUCUUUAUCAUCCAUCUAAAUGAAGCAUUGACAUAAUAGUAUAAUGCGGCGGUGAAGCUCUUUCUCUUUUUUUUUUUGUUGUUACUGUUUCAUAGUUUUGCUACAAUGAAAAUCAAGAUGCGACCUUGAUAAUACUUUACCGGCUUCAACACUGCUCUGCUCCGACUUUGACAUGUACUUUGAAGGCGAGGGGUUGAUCGGGUGAAGUUUCUUUACG